AUGAUUUACCGAAAGGCUUUUCCUACCUUCAAGUCCUUUCCGCUUCCUUGGUUUGAUGAGAAUUCAACCUUGAAGCUUGAGCUGACACCUUCGAUCUUCUCAAACAGAAACAAAUCAAAUCAAAACCCAACCAUCAAACCAUACUUGGCAGAUUGUUAUAUCCGCGCUGUCACUCGUGAGCAACACCUCUUCUUUGAGGAGAAUGGCUACUUGAUUAUCACCGAUGCUCUCAAUAAACAAGAGAUUAAGAACCAUAAAAUCUGGGCAGAAGUUGUUCCCGAACCAAAAGCCUUAUGGCCAGGACAAUUUUCGGAUACGAAAUGA
Botrytis fragariae is the source of this 324-nucleotide messenger RNA. RefSeq lists its product as uncharacterized. Lineage: Eukaryota; Fungi; Ascomycota; Leotiomycetes; Helotiales; Sclerotiniaceae. The coding region runs from base 1 to 324 and encodes 107 amino acids. The record is from RefSeq and is a predicted model, not a curated record. The transcript is spliced from 3 exons.